UACCUGUGUGAGUAAAACAUAUAGUAGAUCGCAUGGACGAUGUAUUGUCGUAUAUAUACACUGCAGCAGUUUUUCUUUGAAAGUAAUGAAAGCUGUAAUUAAUAAGCAUAUGACAGUAAUAAUAGUUUAUCAGGUGAUCUGUAAUUAAAAGCAUAAAAGGAAUACAAUUUGGAGACAUAUCCAAACAUGUAUGAAUAUAAUUCAGAAAGUCAGAUAAGACCAGAGGUGCAACAAUGGUUUGCCUUAGUUGACAAAGAUGGAAGUGGUAGAAUUACAGCAACUGAGUUACAAGCUGCUUUAGCAAACGGAAAAGGUGGAACAUUUUCAGAAUCAGCUUGCAAAUUGAUGAUUAAUAUGUUUGGUCAUAAACAAAAUGGUACUAUAGAUGUAGUAGAAUUUCAAGAUGUGUUUAAAUAUAUAAAUUCUUGGAUUGACUUUUUACGUAGUAUUGAUCUUGACAAUUCUGGAAGUAUACAGGAAAAUGAAUUAAAUGAAGUAUUAAUAAAAAUGGGUUAUAAAGUUAGUCCUAAAUUUGUACAAUUUCUUAUGCAAAAAUGUGAUCCUGGUAAUUGUCAAAGUAUGAGUGUCGAUCAAUUUAUUGUUUUUUGUAUUCAAUUAGACAAAUUUACAGGUGCAUUCAAAGCUAGAGAUACAGAUAGAAAAGGAAGUAUUUCUAUUGAAUUUGAAGAUUUCUUGACAAUAGCGCUUGAUUGUAGCUUUUACUAAAUAUAUUAUUAAUUAUAAUUAACACAAAUUGUUAAUUGGCUAUUAUAUGCAAAAAAUAAUGCUUUAUAUUGACUGUGUCCAUGAUUAAAUUAAAAUUGUUAUUAAAAUAUUAAAAAUUUAGAAAAAUAUCACAAUUAAAAAAAUACUAUCUAUAUAGUAAAAAAUAUUAUAAUAACGAUUUAGACAAUUUUAUAUUUUAAUAAUUACAUAAGCUAUAUCCAUGUGCAAACACGAAUAUACUUAUCGGUCAACAAUGUGUUAAAUUAAUUUUAAGCCUAAUUGUAAACAUAAUUUUUCUUUUUAAUAAUUUAUGUUACUUACUCUAUAUUAAGGUCUAUAUUAUUUAAAUUCAUGUUUUCUCUAUGAAAAAAUGUAAUAAAAAAUAUCUAUAAUAUUAAUUUUAAAUUCAUAUUCUACGAUCAGCAUCUAGAUUCAUAUUGUUUUCUAACAGUGCCAUCUAUAAAAGAUAUUUUUAAAUUUAUAUUUUAUUUUAAGAUGUACCAUCUUAAGUGCUUUACAUUUUGACUAAAUUUUUAAGAAGAUUUUUACAAGUACAUAGUAUUAGUAAUUUAGUUUGUAAUAAGUGUGUAAUAUCAAUAUUUUAUUUAAAAUUUGAUUAAAUGUGGUGUCGAAAUGAUCCCUGAUCGUGCGUCAAAUUACGAUUUUAUCGAUAUUUUAAGCAAUGGAAUCUUCACGCGAAAUAAUUUUUAUACAUAAAUCAUUGUUUAAUUUAUGCAUAUUAUAUAUAAUAACUGAAACAUGUACCUUUCUGAAUUAAUUUUCAAAAUAGUACCUCAAAUGACAAUAUAAAAUUUUAUAUAUAAAAUAGAAAUAUUCAUCUGCAUAAAAUGGAGAUUGAUAUCACAUGACAAUUUAAUCAUUUAUAUAUGAUAAAUUUAUGUAAUUAAGCUUUAAUAUUAUAUUCAGUAAAUAAGUGUAAUAUAAGAUUCUCUGUUUAGGUAUUCUGAAGAUCCAAUUAAAUAUGAAUCAGAUCCACAAAAUCAUGUAUCCAUGUCAAUAUGGACAAAACAAGCUCGAAAAAGAAUACAGGAAUAUGCUAGACUCUGGAGGGCUAGACAUAUCUUAGAUGCUAUUUCUUUUAUAAAUGAAUUAUUUGUUGAUAGUUCAGAAGUUGAAAUAUUGAGUCUUGUUAAUGUAAUCGCAAGAAGGUUAAAAUUUUUAGGUGUACCAGAUUCUUCAGAAAACAAGCAAUGUGAUGUUUCUAAUAAUGACAAAAAAUUAUUUCUAUUAAAUCAAGGACACAGUGGUAUUUAUCAUUGUUGCACAUUUUGUUCAAGUGGUGGAAAAAAAGAUGUUGUUUGUGCCUGUGGGGGAAGAAUGCCAGGUGGGUAUCGUGGAUGUGGACAUGGACAUGUUGGUCACCCUGGUUCGAAUCAUUGGUCCUGUUGUGGAUCGCUCUUACGCAAUGGACGUUGUUUAAUAACUCGACGAUAUAAAUACCAGUUUUUACUUUAAUACUUACCGUGUGUCCUGUCUAUGUCUGUCUGAAAAUAUUAGCUGCAAAUACUUAUAGUAGAUAAUAUUAUUACAUAAAUUACUAUAUAUGUUUUAUGUAAAUGUACAAAUAAAUAUUAUUUUCAUUGUAA
Messenger RNA from Vespula pensylvanica (western yellowjacket), 2333 nucleotides. It is a transcript of the gene Pef, whose product is annotated as peflin. Bases 187 to 726 code for a protein of 179 amino acids. Gene Ontology annotation, molecular function: calcium ion binding. Gene Ontology annotation, biological process: COPII vesicle coat assembly. The record is from RefSeq and is a predicted model, not a curated record. Lineage: Eukaryota; Metazoa; Arthropoda; Insecta; Hymenoptera; Vespidae. The transcript has 6 exons.